AUGUCCAAACUUUGUUCCCCUUUAUUCCUCCUCGUUCUCCUUUCAAUCCUUACGUAUGGAAACUGUAACGAAUUUUCCAGAAAAUUAUCGAAGAAAGCAAUGGGUUUAAAGAGAGAGAAACUUAGCCACCUUCACUUCUUCUUCCAUGACAUAGUGAGUGGAAAAAACCCAACGGCGGUGAAAAUAGCAGAAGCCGCCGUGACCAACAGGUCAGCCACUGGAUUUGGUUUAAUGGCAAUGAUUGACGACCCUUUAACAGUUGGACCAGAAGCAAACUCGAAAAUAGUUGGAAGAGCACAAGGGAUGUAUGCACAAGCUUCAAUCAAUGAUAUUGGUUUAUUGAUGGUACUUAACUUUGUUUUUGUUGAAGGAAAGUAUAAUGGGAGUAGCUUAAGUGUUUUGGGACGGAAUUCGGUGAUGUCAAUUGUUCGGGAGAUGCCUAUUGUCGGGGGAAGUGGGCUUUUCAGAUUUGGUCGUGGUUAUGUUCAGGCGAAGACUCAUACUUUCGAUUUCAAGACUGGUGAUGCUGUUGUCGAAUACAAUGUCUAUGUCUUCCAUUAUUGA
Solanum verrucosum is the source of this 564-nucleotide messenger RNA. Its product is annotated as dirigent protein 21. The record is from RefSeq and is a predicted model, not a curated record. The coding region runs from base 1 to 564 and encodes 187 amino acids. NCBI's taxonomy places the organism in Eukaryota, Viridiplantae, Streptophyta, Magnoliopsida, Solanales, Solanaceae. The transcript has a single exon.